GCAGCAAUUACAGCUGAACAAGUACCAACUCCUAUGCCAAAUACCUUAUUUGAAACAACUUAAAGCCACAGAAGAGCCUGAAACAAAAGAAAUAUAUAGCAUUUCUUAAACAUACCAUUUCUAGCAAGAGCUAUUUUAACACAAGAGACUCAAAGAUAUCUCUUUUACAGAGCUGGGUAUACCGAAAAACAUUGCUCCCUAAUACAGCCUUUUCAUGGACAGGAGUUUCUAAGUGUCAUGCCUGCCAGAAAGCUCUAAGAUGACUACCACUCACAAUCAAGCUCAGCCUGGCUUUUCCAACAGCUCAUAUCCAGAUGAAUAUAAAAUUGCAGCCCUUGUUUUCUACAGCUGUAUCUUCAUAAUUGGACUAUUUGUUAACGUCACUGCCUUAUGGGUUUUCAGUUGUACCACCAAGAAGAGAACCACUGUAACCAUCUAUAUGAUGAACGUGGCAUUAUUGGACUUAAUAUUUAUAAUGAGCUUACCCUUCCGAAUGUUUUAUUACGCAAAAGGCGAGUGGCCAUUUGGAGAGUACUUCUGCCACAUUCUCAGUGCUCUCACGGUGUUUUAUCCAAGUAUUGCCCUAUGGCUUCUUGCUUUUAUUAGUGCUGACAGAUACAUGGCCAUUGUGCAGCCAAAAUACGCCAAAGAACUUAAAAAAACAUGCAAAGCUGUGCUAGCAUGUGUGGGAGUCUGGAUCAUGACCUUGACCACCACCGUCCCACUCCUCCUGCUCUAUGAAGAUCCAGACAAAGCCUCCAGCCCUGCUACCUGCCUGAAGAUUUCUGACAUCAUCCACUUAAAAGCUAUUAACGUGCUGAACUUCACUCGACUGAUAUUUUUUUUCUUGACUCCUCUGUUCAUCAUGAUUGGGUGCUACUUGGUCAUUAUUCACAGUCUCCUUCACGGUAGGACAUCUAGGCUGAAACCAAAAGUCAAGGAGAAGUCUAUACGGAUCAUCAUCACGCUACUGGUGCAGGUGCUCGUCUGCUUUAUGCCGUUCCACAUCUGCUUUGCUUUCCUGAUGUUGGACGGGGAUGACAACAGUUACAAUCCCUGGGGAGCCUUUACCACCUUCCUCAUGAACCUCAGCACCUGCCUGGAUGUGAUUCUCUACUACAUUGUUUCAAAACAAUUUCAGGCUCGAGUCAUUAGCGUCAUGCUAUACCGCAAUUACCUCCGGAGCGUGCGCAGAAAAAGUUUCCGGUCAGGUAGUUUGCGGUCACUAAGCAACAUAAACAGUGAAAUGUUAUGAAUGAUAAGAAGUUUUUUGUCUUUAAUCUCUUUAAAUACACUUUACCCCAGGGUCACUGGAUAUUCUACAUGAUAUUAUCAAGUCCCUUCUCUCCUAAAAAAAAACACAAAAAAAAACCUUUAAAAACUCUUCUGUAGGACCUUAUUGCAGCAACAUAAUUAAAUAUUUUGAAGUAGUCUAA
Messenger RNA from Hipposideros armiger (great roundleaf bat), 1436 nucleotides. RefSeq names its product G protein-coupled receptor 18 (gene GPR18). Bases 260 to 1255 code for a protein of 331 amino acids. The transcript has 2 exons. Gene Ontology annotation, biological process: phospholipase C-activating G protein-coupled receptor signaling pathway; positive regulation of Rho protein signal transduction. Lineage: Eukaryota; Metazoa; Chordata; Mammalia; Chiroptera; Hipposideridae. The record is from RefSeq and is a predicted model, not a curated record. Gene Ontology annotation, molecular function: G protein-coupled receptor activity. Gene Ontology annotation, cellular component: plasma membrane.